Vigna angularis (adzuki bean) is the source of this 501-nucleotide messenger RNA. RefSeq lists its product as uncharacterized. The record is from RefSeq and is a predicted model, not a curated record. The coding region runs from base 124 to 333 and encodes 69 amino acids. Lineage: Eukaryota; Viridiplantae; Streptophyta; Magnoliopsida; Fabales; Fabaceae. The transcript has a single exon.
UAUGUGGUGUGAGUUUUGUCUACUUGUGUUGCUCACCGCUAAAAGCCCCAAACCUGAAAUCAAACGUAGAAAUCUCUUCCACUUCCAAACUCUUCUUCCUUCCAACCAAAGAAAGGGGUGAAAAUGGCUGAUUGGGGUCCGGUGGUGAUCGCAGUGGUGCUGUUCGUGCUCUUAAGCCCAGGCCUUCUCUUCCAGAUACCAUCCAGGGGAAGAAUCGCGGAGUUCGGCAACAUGCAAACCAGUGGAGCCUCCAUUUUGGUUCACGCCAUCAUCUACUUCGGCCUCAUCACCAUCUUCCUCAUUGCCAUCGGCGUUCACAUCCAAACCGGCUAGCUCAACGGAUCUAAAUCUCAAUCUCCUUAUCUUUCUCUGCCUUUUACUUUUUUACAUUUCCUUGUAAGUUUCUAGUGUAGUACUUCUGAUCUGUUACUGUACGUGUGUGUGGAUAAGGAUGAUGUUGUUUUUACGAAGAUAUGAAUGAUGAUCCAUUUCGCUUUGUGA